Molecule: messenger RNA, 2132 nt
Organism: Dioscorea cayenensis subsp. rotundata (Guinea yam)
Lineage: Eukaryota; Viridiplantae; Streptophyta; Magnoliopsida; Dioscoreales; Dioscoreaceae
Product: pentatricopeptide repeat-containing protein At1g08070, chloroplastic-like
Exons: 2
Coding region: 85-1956 (623 amino acids)
Biological process (GO): RNA modification
Molecular function (GO): RNA binding; protein binding
Source: RefSeq, a predicted model, not a curated record
AAAUAAAUAAAGUAACUAUAAAAAAAGACUCAAUUCUUGACCGAAAGCUCGAAUGGACUCGACCAUGCUAUGAAAACUUGAUCAAUGGAGCAACGCUUGCUAUCUCUACUCCAAUCACAACCGUUAAACCCCAAUCAACUAAAGCAAAUCCACGCUUUGAUUGUCACAUCUCAGCCGUCCAUUUUUCCUCUCUUUCUAAAACUCGUAUCAGCCCCUGCAACCAUUCACUACGCUCACCAAGUGUUCGAUGUAAUUCCCCAACCAAACCCGCUCUUCUCCAACUCCAUCGUAUCCAUCUUCUCCAAGCUUUCGCUCCACCAAGACGCCAUUAAUGUCUUCUUCUCCGCUCAUCGCAAGGGAACCGAGCUGUUGUUUUUCACCGUCCCCUCGAUCCUCAAGUCUUGUGUUUCUUUGGUUGCCGCUGUGGAGGGGAAGCAAGUGCAUGCGCUCUCGCUGGUUCGUGGGUUUUGUUCCAAUGUUUACAUUCAAACGGCGCUGAUUGAUUUCUACUCGAAAAAUGGGGAUAUGGAUGCUGCUGAGAAAGUUUUUGGUGAGAUUUCGGUCAAGGAUCCAGUGCCUUGCAAUUGUUUGAUAUCUGGAUACUCGAAGUCCGGGAAUGUUCAGGCUGCGCGGCGAGUGUUUGAUGUGAUGCCGGUGAGGACGGUUGCUUCCUGGAAUUCGAUGAUAUCGUGCUAUGCGCACGUUGGGGAUCCGGUUCAAGGGCUGAGGUUGUUUGAGCGAAUGCGAGACGAGAAGGAGAAACCGAAUGAGAUGACUCUUGUCACCGUUCUCUCGAUUUGUGCAAAACUGGGUGAUUUGAGCACAGGUUUGAAGGUCAAGGAGAUGGUUGAUGCGCAUGAUUUGCGGACGAAUUUGAUAGUGCGGACAGCGGUGUUGGAAAUGUAUGUGAAGUGUGGUGCAGUUGAUGAGGCACGCAAAGUGUUUGAUGAAAUGUGUCAAAGAGAUGUUGUUGCUUGGAGUGCCAUGAUUGCUGGUUAUGCUCAAAAUGGGAGAUCAAUUGAUGCUCUGGAGCUCUUUGAGAAGAUGAGAUUAGUGAAUGUUGAGCCGAACGAGGUCACUCUUGUCAGUGUUCUGUCUGCUUGUGCUCAACUGGGCUCUGUUGAGGUUGGAGAGCAAAUAGGAAGAUACAUUGAGAGCCAGGGAUUUGCUUCAGGGGUGUAUGUUGGUUCUGCAUUGGUUGACAUGUACGCGAAGUGCGGUAACAUAAAACGGGCUCGAGCUGUUUACGAUAAUAUGCGUCAUAAGGAUGUUGUAUCUUGGAACUCCAUGAUUCGAGGACUCGCCUUUAAUGGACUGGCAGAUGAAGCAAUUGAUCUCUAUGAGAAGAUGAUUAGAGAGCAACUCAAACCAAAUGAUGUGACUUUUGUGGGAUUGUUAAGUGCUUGUGUGCAUGGUGGCUUGGUUGCUGCAGGAAUUCAGUUUUUCAACAGUAUGCAGAAAGUACACAAUGUUUUGCCAAAGGUUGAACAUUGUGCAUGUAUGGUUGACUUAUAUUGUAGAUCAGGAAGACUUGAAGAAGCCUAUAAGUUCAUCAGUGAUAUGGAAGUUGAACCAAAUAUUGUCAUUUGGGGCACACUUUUGAGUGCUUGCAGAGUUCACUCUGAUGUUGAACUCGCCGAGCGAUCAAUGGAGAAGCUACUGGUGUUGGAGCCUGAUAAUUCUGCUAAUUAUGUGCUACUAUCUAGCAUAUAUGCUGAUGCUGGUAGAUGGGAAGAAGCUAGGAAAAUGAGGAACCUGAUGAGGAGAAAAGAUGUUCAGAAAGUGGCUGGUUAUAGUUGGAUAGAACUAGAUGAUACGGUACAUAAGUUUUUGGCUGGUGAUACAUAUCAUCCAAGAUGUGAUGACAUAUAUGAUGUUGUUGAUGGAUUGAGUUUGCAAUUGAAAUGGGUGGAUAAGAAUACAGAGUAUGAUCAAGAGGUCUGGGAGGCUUUGUGACUUUUCUUUUGGUUAGGUAUCAGCUCGUUUGCAAACGUGUCUACAUUAUUUCAACAAACAAGGAUGUGAGCAAAAAAGAACAAAGGAAUCAAAUUUGUUGCUUGUCUUGUUAGGUUGUAUGAUAAGGACUAUGACAACAAUUGAGAUCAGAAUUUUAUCAACUGCAUUGUUUGACU